GACGUGGAAGACCCGUUCGGAGAUUUUUGUGUGGGGGGAGGGGGCAUUUUCGUUAAAUAACAGGGGGCUGUAAUCUGUACAACGGUUUAGAGUUGGUUCGUUUAUGUCCAUUAAGGAUUUGUAGUGAUUUCCACGCCGUGGGAGAGGACUGGCUGUCGGGACUUUCCCGUGGGGCCUUUAUUCCCCGAAGUAGCUGUGUCCAGGGCCUGGCGGAGUGUGACCUCCAAUCUCGCUGAAUUCGUGCAGUUACCCGUCACCAUGGGUGUAGCGUUAACUCGAGCAGCUCAAUGGACGGCUGCUGGCAUUGGGGUCGGAAAGUUAGAAUUUACCCCUCUGAACAUCUCGCUACUGAACAGCAUUAUCAAAUUUGUGGAAUAUGUUAGUUCCAAGCACCCACAGGAAGCUGCUUUGGUGUUUCGGGAACCUCUUGAAUGGAAGUCGAAUUUGGAGAUAUCCGGAUUCGGAGCAGACUACCAAAUCAGCAAAAAAACUGUUGUAUCAAAAGAAAAUGUGGAUGGAAACCCCUUGCUGAUUUUGGAUGCUUCUACUGGUGUCAUCAAAGUGUCCACUUUUCACCAGCUAGCCAAGCUGCUAGAAAUAGCUCAGAAAGAGAAACUGAAAGAAACACAAGCUUGUCUAGAAGCAAACAGAGACCCAAUUGCAAAGAUCCUGGGGCCAAGCUUUGCUACUGUGGAAGGAGAGGACAAAUCAAUGCUUCGUUUACUAGAAAAAGUGAAGAAGGGUGAUGAAGAACCUGAGGCUGAAGCUCAGAUGAAGUUGCUUCUGCUUCUGCAGCAGUUAGAUAUGCAACUUCUAAAUACUUCUUUACAGAAAAUUUCACAAGAAGUGCGGCUGAACCCUCAAGCUAUAAAGAAUGAUGUGCAACUGCUCCAGUCCUUCUCUGGAGAAGGAGAUCUGACUGUUUUAAAGUCGAUCAACUACACAUCAGAAUAUGAAUUUUCUAAUGGAUGCAGAGCCCCACCAUGGAGACAAGUAUAUGGAGAUAUUUGUUACCUGAUUAUUAAUACUCAUGAUACUGAAACUUUGUAUGUUACCUGUAACACAGCUGGAGUUUACCUGAAUGGGGGUCUGGUAAAGGAUAGUGAAGAUAUUAUUUAUGACAGAAGUGGUGAUAUCUACAAGGAUCUUAUUACAUUCCUUAAAGAAAAAUCGCCAAUAUUUGCAGAAAAUCUUAAUCGGGUUCAACAGAAUUUUGUACUACAAAAGAAACCCCCAUCUACUCGAAAGUCCCAGAAAGCAGAAGUAGCUAUUAAUGAGGAACUUGAGAGUGAAAGGUUUAGCGAAUAUCAGGACAAGAAUAAGUUUGAAAGAAAGAAACCACCGCCAAAACCUAAGACAAGGGAUACAAAAAAAGAAGAAGCUUCCUUUGUACAUAGGACUCUAGAAUCAUCCCAUCGGCUAUCUAUAAAGGAUGAGAAAGCUCAAUUGAAAGACCAGGAUACUAAGAAGGUUAAAAAUGAAAAAGAAAAUAUUGAGAUUGUUGCAACCAGGAAAUACAAGUGUUUAACAGCUCAAGAGAAAACUCAUUUGAUACAGAGAAUAGUUUCUGAUGGAUCAGAAGAGUUCAGUGAAAGUUCUACAGAGAGUGAGGAAGAGAAACAAGAUAUGAACAGACAACAGGAAUCCAAUGCUGACUUACCUUCUGAGUACUGGCAGAUCCAGAAAGUGGUAAAAUACCUGAAGGGUGGCAACCAAACGGCAACUGUUAUUGCAUUGUGUUCAAUGAGGGACUUUAACUUGACUAAUGAGACAUGUCAGUUGGCCAUCCGAGAUGUGGGUGGCCUAGAGGUUCUGAUUAACUUAUUGGAUACAGAAGAAACCAAAUGUAAAGUUGGCUCAUUAAGGAUUCUAAAAGAAAUCAGUAAAAAUCCACAAAUUCGACGUUCCUUGGCAGAACUCGGUGGUUUGCAGAUUAUGGUGAAAAUCCUGGAUUCCUCUAAUAAAGAUCUCAAAUGUUUGGCUGCUGAAACAAUUGCCAAUAUAGCCAAGUUCAGGAGAGCAAGACAAACUGUCAGACUUCAUGGUGGAAUUCAACGCCUGGUUGGCCUUUUAGACUGCGUUCCAACUUCAGCUCAACUAACUGCAGAACAAGAGAAAGAUAUUGAAGUUGCACGUUGUGGUGCUCUGGCACUGUGGAGCUGCAGCAAAAGUAAAAAAAAUAAAGAUGCUAUUCGUAAAGCCGGUGGUAUUCCUCUAUUGGCUUGCCUGUUGAAGUCUCCUCAUGAAAAUAUGCUUAUUCCAGUUGUUGGCACAUUGCAAGAAUGUGCUUCAGAGCCAAGUUACAGGCUAGCCAUUCGUACAGAAAAUAUGGUUAAGAAUCUGGUAAGAAAUCUUAGCAGUGAAAGUGAGGAACUUCAGAUGCAUUGCGCCCGCGCCAUUUUUAAGUGUGCAGAGGAUGAGGAAACACGUAAUCUUGUAAGAACUCAUUUUGGACUGGGACCUCUAGUCACGCUUGUCAGCAAGUCUUAUAAUAAGCAAUUAUUAGCAGCAGCCACGGGAGCUGUCUGGAAAUGUGCCAUCAGCAUGGAGAAUGUAGAAAGGUUCAAACACUUGAAAGUUGCAGAAACUCUGAUUAGCCUACUCAUUGGUCAACCUGAGGAAGUCCUUAUUAAUGUUGUAGGAGCGUUGGGGCAACUGGCACGAGACCCAGUUAUUCGAGGUGCUAUCAGGAGGUCUGGCGGAAUUGAUCCAUUGGUCAAUCUUUUAACUGGAACUAAUAAUGCUCUUCUUGUAAAUGUCACCAAAGCAGUGGGAGAAUGCGCUGUUGAUGCUGAAAAUAUGUCGAUAAUUGAAUCUCUAGAUGGUGUUCGUUUGUUAUGGUCUUUACUCAAAAAGCCAAAUCCAGACAUUCAAGCAAGUGCAGCUUGGGCACUUUGUCCUUGUAUUGAAAAUGCCAAGGAAGCAGGGGAAAUGGUUCGCUCCUUUGUUGGUGGCCUGGAAUUAAUUGUUAAUUUGUUAAAAUCUGAUGACAUGGAGGUUCUGGCCAGUGUUUGCGCAGCUUUAGCCAAAAUAGCCAUGGAUGAAGAAAACCUAGCAGUUAUAACAGACCAUGGAGUUGUUCAAAUGUUGUCAAGUUUAACAUACACAAGAGAUGAUAUGCUUCGGCAGCAUUUAGCGGAUGCUGUUGCUUGCUGUUGUAAAUGGGGGAACAACAGAGUUGCCUUUGGAGAAACUGGGGCUGUGGCUCCACUGGUCCAUUAUCUGAAAUCGAAAAGCCCCCUUGUUCAUCGUGCUACAGCACAAGCCUUGUACCAGCUUUCAUUUGAUCCUAACAACUGUAUUACCAUGCAUGAAAAUGGGGUGGUUAAGCUGCUUUUGAAUUUGAUGGAUUCCACAGAUGAAGUUCUGCAGGAAGCAGCUGCUGGUUGCAUCGCAAACAUUCGAAGGCUUGCCCUGGCUAAUGAGAAAGCCCGCUACAAAUGAAAACAGUGCACACUCCACGUUUCCUUUCUCAGGAGCUAUUACCUGCACAGGUAUAAUAAAAGAAAGAUUUACUGAGUACUGCUUCUGGAUGAACAUGAAAGACCUUCUGUAUGAGCUAAAAUAAACCAGAUGCUUAAUGGAAACCAAAAAGCUGCUUCUGAUUUCUAAAAAUCAUAUAGAAACAAAUCAAUUUCGGAAUAGUGCUACUAUAACAUGAAAUACAUUUUUACAAAUGUAGCAAAUUUAUUUGGAAUUCAAAAAUACAACUAAGUCCUUGUUAAAAACCUGUCUAGAAGAAUGAACAUUUAUUUACACUGGUAGAUCUAUUUUCUUUUCAAAAUAAAGAUGUCAUUUUUCGUGUGUGUGUGUGUGUGUGUGUGUGUGUGUGUGUGUGUGUGUGUGUGUGCUUUCAUAGUAUAUUAAAGAUGUCUUGUGCAAUUCUUUUCAUUCAAAACCUAUAUAAUCAUGUUGUUGUAAAGCAUUCUUCUGUUUCAUCAGUUAUAAUCCACAGGAGAAGUCUGAAUACAGAAGCAAAGAUUUCACAUCUGUUAUUGUAUUACAGUAACUGAGAACUCCUAACAGCUGCAGGAUUCACUGCUUAGGGAGAAGUCAGUGCAUCGACUUAAAGCCUGCAAGAUUUUUAAAAAACAUUUCAUGCGUCUUUGCCAGCAUAGCAUAAUUAAAUACUCAGUUAUGUCUGCAAUCUAUAUGUGUAGAAUAUCAAUGUGUGCUAGUUACUGGGAAAUACAUUUUGUAAAAUUAUUACAGUACAAUGGAAGUGGGAUAACAUUUAACAGAGCAACAAAAUUUGAUAUGGAAGCUGGUAUGUACUUUAUUGUGAAUACAUUUGUGCUGUUAGAAAGAUAUUAAAGUUCUGGAGAAUGUGUUACUGAGUUGGCUUUGGCUCAGUGCUCACGAAUUGUGUUUGGUUAAAAAAUAAAGAACUUAAACUAUUUUAUUUCCAAUUGCAUCACCUCCCAAUUUUCCAUUUUAAAAGGUCUCACUACAAUUUAGUACCAUAUUUCAUAGUCAAAAAGUGACAGACUGUGCCUUUCACUUCUUAACCAUCGUUGAUAUUGCUGAAUGACUAGCCAAAGGAGAAAAGCAUGUUUAUAUCUGUGAGUUUUUUUCUCCUUCCUCACAUUUGCAA
Molecule: messenger RNA, 4594 nt
Organism: Stegostoma tigrinum
Lineage: Eukaryota; Metazoa; Chordata; Chondrichthyes; Orectolobiformes; Stegostomatidae
Gene: odad2
Product: outer dynein arm docking complex subunit 2
Exons: 20
Coding region: 259-3444 (1061 amino acids)
Molecular function (GO): protein binding
Source: RefSeq, a predicted model, not a curated record